UUUAUUUCUUAUCACAAGGUUCUACUGAAAGCAUGGAAUUUCUCAGUUAAUUUUAUUUCCCUGUAGUGUUUUUAAGAAUAUUUGGAAACUGAUCCUGUUUAUCUGCUCUUGAGGGCAAUGGACUUAAAAAUGAAUGAAUAUGUAUGUAGAAUUUUCACCAGAAAGCUGGAAGGGUCAUAAUGGCACCUGCAUCAUAUGCUUUUCAUUUUCUGUGGGUUCAUUCUCGUAAUGAUGCACCACAUGCGUUUUCCUGACUCACCCUGUUCUUGAUGCAGGUGAAAAGAGCACAUUGGUUUUAAACAGUUUUUGAAAACAGAAGACCUUGCCUCCCGGCUCACAGUAUUCAGAUUUGCUGGAGAAGUUCAGCAAUCACCCUUGUGGGUUUAAGAAAUUUAUAAUUAUGAGAGAUCCUUCCUAGGGGUUCUGUGUAUUCCAAACAAGAAGAGGAAAGAAGAGACUCGCCUGGACCUGAGCUUUGAAUGUUUAGGUUGUCCUGUCAAAUGCUUCUUCUCUCCCAAUCUUUACACAGAGUCGGCAGCAAUGAACCGUAGGCGCAGCCGCACCAAAUUCACAGAAGACCAACUGAAAAUCCUCAUCGGUGCGUUCAACCAAAAACCGUACCCAGGCUAUGCAACCAAACGAAAACUUGCCUCAGAAAUCAACGCUGAGGAGUCUAGAAUCCAGAUCUGGUUUCAGAAUCGAAGAGCCAGGUACCGACCCCAGAGAGUAUCGGGGCCCGAGAAGGCCUUGGAAUCAAGCCGAGAACAAGACGGCGCUGAAAAGGAGAUUCAGAGCAGGGAAGACAGACGGUGUCGGACCAGCUACACUUCCUCCCAGCUACACACCCUCAUCAAGGCGUUUAUGAAAAACCCUUAUCCGGGGGUUGAUUCCAGAGAGCAACUUGCUCAAGAAAUUGGGGUUCCAGAGUCAAGAGUCCAAGUUUGGUUUCAAAAUCGAAGGUCUAGAUUCCAUGUCCAGAGGAAAAGAGAAGCUGCUGAGGUCUCAGGACAGAGCCAAGACGGAGGACAAGAAUCUCUGUCAAACAAAGAGCUCCAGCCGGGAAAGCCACUCGGUGCCUGGCCUCCAGCACCACCCAGCGACAACAUGCAGCACCUGCCGCAGAAAUGCACGAUGCAGGCCCGCCCGCCGGAGCGACGGGCUCAGGCAGCCGAGGGGCGCCUGCCUCCAGAGUUCCUGCUCUCUCCGGACCUGUACGCGCAUUAA
Molecule: messenger RNA, 1224 nt
Organism: Manis javanica (Malayan pangolin)
Lineage: Eukaryota; Metazoa; Chordata; Mammalia; Pholidota; Manidae
Gene: DUXA
Product: double homeobox A
Biological process (GO): regulation of transcription by RNA polymerase II
Cellular component (GO): nucleus
Molecular function (GO): RNA polymerase II transcription regulatory region sequence-specific DNA binding; DNA-binding transcription factor activity, RNA polymerase II-specific
Source: RefSeq, a predicted model, not a curated record